UAGCUGGUGGGGAUCAGGACUGUCUGCAGGAUGUGCUGCCCGGUGACGAGGUGCGGAGGGCAGGGAUGCUCUGGAUGUGGCACCUGCCCGCUGAUGACGUCGUGCUGUGCCCAGGGAGACUCGUGUUCGUGUCCACGACGGCCCCAGGUAGACUCAUGCUCGUGUCCACGGCGGCCCCUGGAGCCGCUGAGGCCGGCCGAGAAGCCCUACUGCUGCCCGGUGCAGUCGUGCAGGCUGUGCGCCCGCGAUCCGGACCAGGAGUGCAAGUGCAGCUGUGUCCGCAACAAGAACAUCGUCGAGGCGCUGGCCUGCCUGUUCCGGGUGACCAAGUACCAUCUGAUAACGACGCUCUUCCAGCUGGCCUACCACGAGAGCCAGCCGCUACCAAGGUACUCCCGCGACCGCGAGUGGAACGUCAUGGAGAACGUGAAGGCGCCGUACUCGGAGCUGCAUGACCUCAAGAUCUACGACAGCAUGUACGACCGGUGCGGGAUGCCGAUCGAUCCCCUGGACGUGGACAACUGCUACAAGAUACUGCGGAUGAUGUUCAUGGGGCCGGUGCUGGUGCCCGACCAGAAGACCUACCUGAUGGGGAUGCUCCGGAAGCUGAACGACCACGCCAUCUGCCCGGUGGAUCUGGACUUUCUGCUGCCGGUCCUCGGGGAGGUCCAGCUGGAGGAGCUGGUGUGCGCCAUCAUCGACCAGAAUGCGCGGGCCAAGCGCUUCCACAGUGGCCGCAACUGCUCCGACCUGUGCAAGCUCUACUACAAGGUGGUAUCCACCGACAAGGAGGACGUCAUCCGGAAGCGCCGACGGACCAAAGCCAAAGCUAAAGCCAAGCCCACCGACCAGGAGGACGACGACAAGAAAAAGGCGCCACGCGUCUCCAAGCCCCCGCCACCCGUCCAGGUCUUCUGCACUCGCCGGCCGCCGGAGCCGGUGGUGGAGGACGUCAGUGUCCGGGCGGAGAGCUCCACGCCGCAGAUCCGGAGCACGGCCAGCUCGCUGCGCCGCUCCUCGGCGAGGAAGAACUGGCCGACACGGUUCAGCCAGGACAAUAGCAAGGGGGCCUCGCGCCGGGAAUCGCGCAUCUCCGGAGGCGCUCCCAAGCGCCUCUACCUGGAGGAGCACAACGUCCAGGGCGGAGACCACAGACAGUGGAGCAGUGCCUCCUACCUGAAGCUAUUGACUCCCAGCUCGUAG
This is a messenger RNA of Drosophila bipectinata, 1203 nucleotides long. RefSeq lists its product as uncharacterized. Lineage: Eukaryota; Metazoa; Arthropoda; Insecta; Diptera; Drosophilidae. The record is from RefSeq and is a predicted model, not a curated record.